This is a messenger RNA of Recurvomyces mirabilis, 1263 nucleotides long. RefSeq lists its product as uncharacterized. The transcript is spliced from 3 exons. The record is from RefSeq and is a predicted model, not a curated record. Gene Ontology annotation, biological process: adenylate cyclase-activating G protein-coupled receptor signaling pathway. Bases 1 to 1263 code for a protein of 420 amino acids. Gene Ontology annotation, cellular component: plasma membrane. NCBI's taxonomy places the organism in Eukaryota, Fungi, Ascomycota, Dothideomycetes, Mycosphaerellales, Teratosphaeriaceae. Gene Ontology annotation, molecular function: G protein-coupled receptor activity.
AUGCCUGCUACACAUCUCGCCAUCGCCAUUCCGACCUUCAUUGGUUCGAUGGUCUCACUCCUUGCAAGCACAAUCUUCGCUAUCAUCUACGUCGUUUUCCCACCCAAGAGGCAUUUCCGACAGGUCCUUAUCUGCAAUUUACUGCUUGCUGACUGGAUCAAUUCGUUCAACAAUACAGUGUCUGGCAUAGUGGUGCUUUCGGACUGGAGAAAUCGCAACUCUCUCUUGCCUGGACCGGGCUGCACAGCCAACGCAUAUAUUGGACAGUUCUCAGUACAAGCCAUCGACUUCAACAUCCUCGUCAUCUCGAUCGCGGUACUCAUUACCGUGCGGAAGAACAAUAUAGCGGCUGAACAGUCAUGGCUUACCUUGGCGGGUGUCUGUGCGGUGCCGUGGAUCAUGCCUAUCAUUACGAGUAAUAUCGGCUUGGGUCUGGGGAUCUACGGCCCUGUUACUGGAAAUUGGUGCUGGAUCACCCGCGAGCACUUUGGCGAUCGUUACGCACUCACGCAUGCAUGGCGACUGGCAAUAUUCGUCACCACGGCUGGGAUUUAUACUUGGGUGUACAUCCACCUCAAGCGCAUCUAUGGUCGAUUCGCCAUGAACGAGCGCAGCACGGCUUUGACCUCGAGUGCGCGCCGGGCGACGAUGCACGAUGUCCGUGUAGUCGAUGAGGUGGAGCUGACAUCGAGUCAUCGUCACGAUAUCUCCCAGGAUGAUGAGCAGCCGCUUCGGCACUACACGGCCAGGAUAGAUGUCAAGGAUGAUCAUUAUGUCUCUCACGAGACCACGCCACAAACAGCCUCCUACAAGCACUUCGCCGUCAUCACCGCGGCACAAGAAGUCUCUGAGCUGCCUGAGCGAUCACACACUCAAGGCAGCUCAUCCUCCCAGCACGAAAGCCAGACCGACGAACAGACAGCAUAUUCGACCUGUCAGACCGCUCCGAUCUUGUCUCCAAACAAGUCCGCCGCCACCACCUCAAGCACGAAACCAGCCUAUGUCCGCCCAACAAGCGACCUUCGCCGCAUGCUCCUUCUCAACGGAUACCCAAUCCUUUACAUCCUCCUCUGGAUCCCCGGAAUCAUGAAUAGGGUCUGGGAAGCCUUCGGCACCUCUCCGCUAUGGUUGCAAGGGUUGCAGGCUACCACGCAGUUCAUGGGGUUCGCUGAUGUGUUGACUUAUGCAUAUAACGAGCAGUUGCAUAAGAGGAUCAGCACGAGAUUGGGGGAGCGGAAGAACUUUGUGCGGUCGGGGGAUUGA